Messenger RNA from Gymnodraco acuticeps, 897 nucleotides. RefSeq lists its product as uncharacterized. Lineage: Eukaryota; Metazoa; Chordata; Actinopteri; Perciformes; Bathydraconidae. Gene Ontology annotation, biological process: chloride transmembrane transport; calcium activated phospholipid scrambling. Gene Ontology annotation, molecular function: protein dimerization activity; chloride channel activity. The coding region runs from base 1 to 897 and encodes 298 amino acids. The transcript has 3 exons. The record is from RefSeq and is a predicted model, not a curated record. Gene Ontology annotation, cellular component: plasma membrane.
AUGAGGCGAUUCACCUCUCCUCGAGUGAGGAGCCCAGACAGUCUGGACCCCCUGCUCUACAGAUUACUUAAAGUGGGAGAGCUGUACACUUUUAAAAGAGGUAGGAUUGUGCAGACAUUUACAAAAUCCUGUAGUGUCUGUUUCCUGUCCCUCAGUGUCUGUUUCCUGUCCCUCAGUGACUGUUUCCUGUCCCUCAGUGUCUGUUUCCUGUCCCUCAGUGUCUGUUUCCUGUCCCUCAGUGACUGUUUCCUGUCCCUCAGUGUCUGUUUCCUGUCCCUCAGUGACUGUUUCCUGUCCCUCAGUGUCUGUUUCCUGUCCCUCAGUGUCUGUUUCCUGUCCCUCAGUGACUGUUUCCUGUCCCUCAGUGACUGUUUCCUGUCCCUCAGUGUCUGUUUCCUGUCCCUCAGUGUCUGUUUCCUGUCCCUCAGUGACUGUUUCCUGUCCCUCAGUGUCUGUUUCCUGUCCCUCAGUGACUGUUUCCUGUCCCUCAGUGUCUGUUUCCUGUCCCUCAGUGACUGUUUCCUGUCCCUCAGUGUCUGUUUCCUGUCCCUCAGUGUCUGUUUCCUGUCCCUCAGUGACUGUUUCCUGUCCCUGCAGCUGUACGAGAUCCUGGCCCGGACGCCGUACGGUUCGAUGAAACAUGGGGAGGUUGGGAUCGACCGUCUGCUGAGCGAGGGGGUCUUCACUGCAGCCUACCCACUCCACGAGGGUGGGUUCCAGCCGCCCAGCCCCCCAGUGCCCCCCCAGUCUUUAGCUCUGAGACAGAUCCUGUACUCGCACUGGGCCAACUGGUCCUCCUGGAGAAGCUACCAGCCUCUGGACCACAUCAGGGAAUACUUCGGAGAGAAGAUAGCGCUUUACUUCGCCUGGCUUGGUAAUUACCUCAUGAGUAACUAA